AGUUGGCUUUGUGCGCGUGCUGCGUUCUGUUGUGAAUAACGCUUUGUGGUGCUAUAUUAAAAUCAUUUUGGCACAACCAGUGCCGGGCCAGACGAAAAAAGAACGAGCACAUCGAAUAAUACAAAUUUUCUACACGCCGCUAUAGACAACAAAAACAUAAAAAAGUUGAAAAACAAAUUACACGUUUCUAUACAGUUUUUUCCCCCCCUUCAUAUAUGUAUAUAUGUAUGUGUGCAAUUGAUUGGCAAGCAAUAUGCGAACAUUGUAGCGUUUAGUGAUAAUACUUUUUUUUUAAUAAUAAUAAUUGUGUCGUUUUUUUCGGAUUCUGACACAAUUACUGCCACUAUUAUAUUUAUCGAUUAUUUGAUAAAGAUUAUAAGAUUCGCGCAAGCAAUAGUAAAUAAUUUGUAUAAGCACAUUCCUUUCCCGUUAAUGAAAGUGAUAAGUGCAAUAUAAAAUUACCAAAAAAAAAAAACAAAAACAACAGGGAAUUAUAUGUAAAAAGUAAUUACACAUAAAGUUUGUGAUACGACUGAGAAAAAAAGUGAAAAUUGUUCAAUUCUGUGUGAAGAGUUGAAAGUAUUAAACUUAACUGUAAAUAAAUUAUUGUAAUAAAUAAUAUCAAAUAAUGAACCGGACUAGAAAAAAGAUAGAACGUCCAACAAAUCCAUAUCCAACGGUAAAUUUGCUCUCGCGCUGGAGUUUCUGGUGGAUGCGCGAUAUCUUUCGCUUGGGUCUCAAGGGUCCGCUAAGAGAAGAGGACUUAUAUCAAAAUCGUCAAUCGUUAGAUAGCGAAAGGCUUACCGAUAAGUUUAGUAAGCUUUGGGAGGAGGAACGUCUACAUAAGAAACCCAGUAUUUUGCGCGUGAUUGGACGCGCCUAUGGUUCAGUAUUUUUGCCACUUGGCGUGCUUUAUUCCAUAACUGAAUCGAUUUGCAAAGCUAUACAACCCUUGUUGCUGGGUGGUCUUGUCGCCUACUUUGUCGAAGGCCAGACAACAACAACCGAGCUAGAUGCUUAUAAACUUGCUGCCGGCAUUGUGCUAUGCUCUGUGAUACCAGUUUUUUCGUUUCAUCCGUUUAUAUUUUACAUAUUUCAAGUAGGCACUAAAAUAAGAAUCGGCCUAUCGGGUCUAAUAUAUCGCAAAUGCUUACAAAUCUCUAAGAAUGCCAGUAACGAUGGGUUGCGCGGACGCGCCAUAAAUAUACUCUCGAACGAUGUGGGGCGCUUCGAUGUGGCGUUGGCUUUUCUGCAUGAUCUGUGGAAAGGACCCACUGAAUCACUAAUUAUCGGCUAUCUUAUGUAUCGAGAGAUUGGUAUCUCAGCAGUUAUUGGCGUGGCAUUCAUGCUGAGCUUCAUACCUCUGCAAGCUUAUGUGGGCAAGAAGGCGGCCUAUUACCGACGACGAACUGCCGAGCGUACGGAUUUGCGUGUAAAGUUGAUGAAUGAAAUUAUACAGGGCAUACAAGUGAUCAAAAUGUAUGCAUGGGAAAAUUCGUUUACCAAACUUAUAGCGGAUAUAAGAUUUAAAGAAGUGCGCGCUAUAAAGGGUACCUCGUAUAUACACGCGGCGCUGAGUUGUACCUCCAUGAUAUCACCGUUAUCAGUUUUUCUCGCAUUGGUUUCCUACAUUUACCUCGGCGACUCAUUGACCGCUAAGCGCGUGUAUACGGUAUCUUCGUAUUUUAACAUGCUGAACGAUUCGAUGGUACACUUUUGGCCAUUGGCGAUCACAUUCGUGUCGGAGGCAACGGUAUCAGCGAAACGUGUGCGCGAAUUCCUACAAGAUGGAGAUGCGGCGACAACGCCCGUAUUGAAAAAAGAUAAGAAACAUUUGGCGAAGAAGAAUAAUAAUGAGAGCAGUGAAAAAGCGGAACUUAACGGCAAUGUGAGUGAAGGAGAGAAUUUCUUGGAUCUUGUAAAUGGGCGUGAAGUACAUCCACACGCCGAACGUAAGGGUGUCGAUAUACGAAAUGUUAGUGCUACAUGGGAUGCAGCUGCGCCGACGGAUGGCAAGGGAAAUGUAGCACUCUCGAAUCUGAAUGUGAAAAUUGGCGAGCGCGCCAUGGUAGCUAUUGUGGGUCCUGUUGGUUCGGGCAAAUCGACGUUACUAAAUGCGUUGCUUGGCGAGGUCAAAAUUAAUUCCGGUCAAAUUGUGAUUAACGGCAAAUUAUCAUAUGCGGCGCAAGAACCUUGGGUGUUCGAGGGCACUGUACGCGAUAAUAUUGUUUUCGUGGAUUCAUACAAUGAACGACGCUAUAAGAAAGUUAUAAAAGCAUGUGCGCUAGAACGUGAUCUGGAGCUAAUGCCGAACGGUGAUUUAACAAUUGUCGGCGAGCGUGGCGUUAGCUUGAGUGGCGGUCAAAAGGCGCGCGUCAAUUUGGCACGUGCAAUUUACCACAAGGCAGACAUCUACCUGCUCGACGAUCCACUUUCGGCUGUGGACACACAUGUGGGAAAACAUAUAUUCGAGCGUUGUAUUACUGAGUUCCUUUAUGAUAAGAUAGUGAUUUUGGUGACACAUCAACUGCAAUAUCUUUUCGAAGUGGAGCAGCUAAUACUCAUGAACUCGGGACGCAUUGAGGCACAGGGCAGAUAUCAGGAUCUACAGAAAAAUGAAAAGUGCCAGUUCCUGCUAAUGCAAGCUACCUAUGAAACACCCAAUGAAACGGCAGACUCAACAGAUGCGCUUAGCGUUGAUAGCCGCAUGUCGCGCAGUGAGUCAGAGAAGAGCAUGGAACAUCACCAGUUACUGCGCGCGGAUGAAACGCCAGUCGAGGAUAUGAAUCAAGAGCAACAGGCGGUCGGCUCCGUGAAAUUGAGUGUCUACAUGUCGUUCUUUAAAGCCUUAGAAAGCCCCAUACUACUUUUCAUAAUUGUGGCAUUAUUUAUAUGCGCCCGAUUUAUGUUAACAGGAGUCGACUACUUCUUGUCUAGGUGGGUUAUUUGGGAAGAGAAAGUUUCGAUAGCCAGCGCUACACCGAUGAGAAGCUUGAAUGACAACAAUAUCACCUUAUUGGCGAAUGAAACCGCGGCCAAUCGUUCGUACGUACAUAAUGAUGCAGAAAAUGAGGAAGCCGUACGUCAAGAGUUGGUCACUUUCUAUGCAAUUAUACUCGGCUCCACAAUGGUCGUUUACAUACUGCGUACGUUCGGCUUCUUCCGCAUGUGUCUUCGUAUAUCGCUCAAACUGCACGAUCGACUUUUCCGUGGCAUUACACGCACCAGCAUGUAUUUCUUCAAUGUCAACUCGUCUGGCAGAAUUCUAAAUCGUUUUGCUAAGGAUAUACGCACCGUGGAUACUGAUGUGCCACAUACAUUGUUGGACUGUAUAGCGUUUGCUAUUGACAUCUCUGGCGUGCUUAUAAUAGUAGCCAUUGCUAAUUAUUGGCUAUUAGUGCCGGCUGCAUUUAUUGUCGCCUUUCUAUUUCUCUUCCGUUACAUCUAUGUGAACACCAGCCGUAGCGUUAAGCGCAUAGAGUCGAUUACACGCAGUCCGAUAUAUUCACUGACCAACCAGACAUUUCAAGGACUCAGCACCAUACGUGCGUUACAAGCGGAAUCGGCACUGGAUUCGGAAUUUCACGAUUACAUGAAUGGCAACACAUGCGCCUGGUUUCUGUUCAUCUCCUGCACUCGUGCCUUCGCGCUGUGGUCGGACUUCCUAUGCGUGCUCUACAUUGCAGCUGUGACUUUCAGUUUUCUGGUUUUACACAACCAGUUCAAUAGCGGUGAUGUCGGCUUGGCGAUAUUGCAUUCAAUGACCAUGAUUGGUAUGUGUCAAUGGGGUAUGCGUCAGACGGCGGAACUGGAAAAUGAUAUGACGAGCGUAGAGCGCAUACUCGAGUAUACGCAACAGCCACCGGAACCGCCGCUAGACACAGAACCAAGUAAAAAACCAAAAGGUGAAUGGCCUAGUGAAGGGCGCAUUGAGUUUGUGGAUCUGAAAUUGCGUUAUUCGCCGAAGGACUCUUAUGUGCUGAAAGGCUUAAACUUUGUUAUAGCACCGCAAGAAAAGAUCGGUAUUGUCGGACGUACUGGCGCGGGAAAAUCUUCCAUUAUACAGUCACUGUUUCGUUUGGCCUGCAAUGAGGGCGCGAUACUCGUAGACGGCGUUGAUAUCGAAAGUCUCGGCUUACAUGAUUUGCGUAGUAAAAUAUCGAUAAUACCACAAGAUCCGGUAUUAUUUUCGGGCACAUUGCGUUAUAAUUUGGACCCCAUGGAGGAGCGCAGUGAUGCGGAAGUGUGGAAGGCGUUGGAAGGUGAGCUACGUGCGCAUGUAUCGACACUGAUAGGCGGUAUUGCGUGUCGCAUGUAUGAUGGUGGUGCGAACUUCAGUGUGGGUCAACGGCAAUUGGUCUGUUUGGCACGCGCCAUUCUCAGGAACAACAAGAUACUUAUUUUGGACGAGGCUACGGCCAAUGUGGAUCCAGAAACCGAUAAACUGAUACAGAAAACUAUUCGCACCAAAUUUGCCGAAUGCACAGUGCUAACGAUAGCCCAUCGCCUGCACACCGUAAUGGACAGUGAUCGUGUCUUGGUAAUGGAUGCUGGACAAAUGGUGGAACUGGGGCAUCCAUAUGAGCUGUUGCAACGACCGCAUGGUUUUCUGCGACAAUUAGCCGAACACACCGGGGUCGCGAUGACGAAUUUGUUAAUGAAUGCGGCCGAGCAGAGUUACGAGCAGAAGAAAAAAGAUUUAUAAGCAGUCACAUACGUAACCUUUGCAAUUAAGACACCACUGAUGAAUUUAAUGUGAUAAAUUAAACUUUUGUAACUAGCCAUUGAUUGUUUACAAUCUCGAAAGCAAAUUUUGUACUUACACGUUUGUUUAAAAAUCUCAUAAAUGAACCGCGAAUCUUUUGCUUUGUUACUUAAAAUAUGUAAACGUACAUAAAUAUUGCAUAUACGAAGUUACAAACAUACCUAUACCCUAUACGCGUAUUUAGUAUGUAUAAAUAAAAACGAUUUUCGUAAAAUGUUUUGUAAAAAAAAAACAUAUUUUGUACUGCUUUAUAAAUACUACUAUUUUCAUAUACAAGUACGAAACUUCUUCCUACUGUUAGUAAAAGUGUAGCAUUUUAUACUGAGGGAGUAGUGAAGGAAAAGAGCACAAACCCACACAUUUGUAUGUCUUGAAAAUAAAAAAAAGCAAAUAAAUAUGUGUAAACUAAUAA
Bactrocera neohumeralis is the source of this 5177-nucleotide messenger RNA. RefSeq names its product probable multidrug resistance-associated protein lethal(2)03659 (gene rdog). Gene Ontology annotation, cellular component: membrane. Gene Ontology annotation, molecular function: ATP hydrolysis activity; ATP binding; ABC-type transporter activity. The record is from RefSeq and is a predicted model, not a curated record. Gene Ontology annotation, biological process: transmembrane transport. Lineage: Eukaryota; Metazoa; Arthropoda; Insecta; Diptera; Tephritidae.